ACUACAACCAGCUUCCAUGAGCUGUGCAUCAACCCACUGGACUGUGUAGAUUAUACUGACCUGGACUCAUCAGUUUUAAUCGUGGACAAGAAAGACAUCAGAUCAGAAAAUUCCUGGUUCGCAUCUGUCAUUUAAUCCUAGUUGAAGUUUAAGCUUCUGACGUCUGAAACUGAUUUUGUCACCAUGCCAACGGGAUCUGUACGACUGCAAAGCAUAAAAAAACUGGGACACGAUAACCGCAGCUAUGAAGUUUCAGGUGAAGAACCAGCUGGUUCCUAUAUGUCGAUGACUAAUUCAAAGGACAAGGAAAAGGUUCAAGGAAAUCAAGAGCAAGCUGCAAUUAGAGUCGGCUUCUUCCAGCUGUUCCGCUUUUCCACCUGCAAGGAUGUUCUGAUGAUGGUUUUGGGCAGCGUAUGUGCAGUGCUGCAUGGCUCGGCCCAGCCCCUCAUGUUGUUGGUGUUUGGCCUGCUCACCGACACCUUCAUUGAGUAUGAUAUGGAGCUCAGCGAACUAACUGAUGACCGGAAGGAGUGUGUGAACAACACCAUCCAGUGGAAGAGGAACUACACUGUAGUUCAAGACCUGACUCAGCCCCUGAACCAGUCGGACCUGGGUCUUAUCAUCAACUCCACGUUAGAGAUGCUCAAUCCACUGGAAAACAGGUCAUGUGGGAUUCUUGACAUCGAGCAUGAAAUGACCAUGUUUGCCUACUAUUAUGUUGGGAUUGGACUAUCCGUAUUCUUGCUUGGAUACUUGCAGAUCUCUCUGUGGGUGACAGCCGCUGCCAGGCAGAUUCAGCUCAUCAGGAAAAUGUACUUCAGCAAAGUGAUGAGGAUGGAGAUUGGCUGGUUUGACUGCACCUCUGUAGGGGAGCUCAACACUCGCAUGUCAGAUGACAUAAACAAGAUCAACGAUGCCAUUGCAGACCAGGUUGCAAUAUUUGUUCAACGCUUCAUCACGUUUGUGUGUGGUUUCUGUAUCGGGUUUGUGAAAGGAUGGAAGUUAACACUUGUCAUUGUCGCUGUCAGUCCACUGAUUGGGGUUGGAGCAGGUCUCAUGGCUCUGUUUGUGGCCAAGCUGACGGGGAUGGAGCUGCAGGCCUACGCUAAAGCUGGUGCCGUGGCUGAUGAGGUCCUUUCUUCCAUCAGGACUGUAGCUGCUUUUGGAGGAGAGAAAAAGGAAGUAGACAGGUAUGACAGGAACUUGAUCUCGGCCCAGCGAUGGGGCAUCAGGAAGGGUAUGAUAAUGGGUUUUUUUACCGGAUACAUGUGGCUGAUCAUCUUCCUGUGCUAUGCACUGGCCUUCUGGUACGGCUCUACUCUUGUGAUAGACACUGAGGAGUACACACCAGGAACCCUGAUUCAGGUCUUUUUCGGGGUGCUGAUUGCAGCCAUGAAUUUGGGACAGGCUUCCCCAUGUUUGGAGGCGUUUGCAGCCGGCCGUGGAGCUGCUACUACAAUAUUUGAGACUAUUGACAGGGAGCCGGAGAUUGACUGUUUAUCAGAGGCUGGAUACAAGCUUGACCGAGUCAAAGGGGAUAUUGAAUUCCAUAAUGUGACCUUCUACUAUCCAUCCAGACCAGACGUUAAAAUCCUGGACCAGCUCAGCGUUGCAGUGAAGUCAGGUGAAACCACCGCCUUUGUGGGCCCCAGCGGAGCGGGGAAGAGCACUGCCAUUCAGCUCAUUCAGCGCUUCUACGACCCUAAAGAAGGCAUGGUGACGCUGGAUGGUCAUGACAUCAGAGGCCUAAACAUCCAAUGGCUGCGCUCCCUUAUUGGCAUUGUGGAACAGGAACCUGUACUGUUUGCCACCACCAUUGCAGAGAACAUACGCUAUGGUCGACCUGGGGUAUCUAUGGAGGACAUCAUCACCGCUGCAAAGGAGGCUAACGCAUACAGUUUCAUUAUGGACCUCCCACAGAAAUUUGACACAUUGGUAGGGGAAGGUGGGGGCCAGAUGAGCGGUGGGCAGAAACAGAGGAUAGCCAUUGCUCGUGCUUUGGUCAGGAACCCUCGAAUCUUACUGCUGGACAUGGCGACCUCUGCUCUGGACAAUGAGAGUGAAGCUAUUGUUCAGGAAGCUUUGGAUAAAGUUCGUAUGGGACGCACCACCAUCUCUAUCGCUCACCGACUAUCCACCAUAAAGAAUGCAGAUGUAAUUGUUGGCUUUGAGCACGGCCGGGCAGUGGAGAGGGGCAAACACAAUGAACUGUUGGAGAGGAAGGGGGUGUACUUCACUCUUGUCACCUUGCAAAGCCAGGGAGACAAGGCUUUGAAUGAGAAGACCAGGGAAACGGCUGAGGGCGAAGAGCAGCAGCCAGAGAGGUUAAAUCUAUCCAGAGCAGGCAGCUAUCGUGCCAGUUUAAGAGCCUCGAUCCGCCAGAGGUCCCGAUCCCAACUUUCCAACCUGAUCCCAGAAUCCUCGGUUCCCAUCGCUGGAGACCUCGGCCCCAUAGCCUACUCUGUGUCUCGAGAAGAUAAAUAUAAGAAAGCCACACCAGAGGAGGAAGAGGAUGAACUUGUGGAACCUGCUCCAGUUGCCAGGAUUUUGAAAUACAACGCACCUGAGUGGCCCUAUAUGUUCUUUGGAUCUCUUGGGGCUGCGGUCAAUGGAGGAGUUAACCCAGUUUACUCCCUGCUGUUCAGUCAAAUCUUGGCGACGUUUGCUGUGACAGAUCCCGAGGCUCAGAGGAGAGAGAUUAAUGGAAUCUGUGUGUUCUUUGUUAUUGUUGGAGUCAUCUCUUUCUUCACCCAGAUGCUGCAGGGUUAUGCCUUUUCCAAGUCUGGCGAGCUGCUGACCCGCAGGUUACGGCGGAUUGGUUUUCAAGCCAUGCUUGGGCAAGAGAUUGGUUGGUUUGAUGAUCACAGGAACAGCCCCGGGGCUCUGACCACACGUCUGGCAACCGAUGCCUCACAAGUUCAAGGGGCUACAGGCUCCCAGAUUGGUAUGAUUGUCAACUCUCUGACCAACAUUGGUGUGGCCGUCAUCAUGUCCUUCUACUUCAGCUGGAAGCUCACACUGCUCAUCCUCUGCUUCCUGCCGUUUAUCGCACUCUCCGGUGGCUUCCAGGCCAAGAUGCUCACAGGUUUCGCCAAGCAGGACAAGCAGGCCAUGGAAUCAGCUGGGCAGAUUUCAGGCGAGGCCCUGAACAACAUUCGCACCAUUGCUGGCCUAGGGAAGGAGAGGAGCUUUGUGGAAACAUAUGAGGCUCAAUUGAACGCUCCGUAUCAAGCAGCCUUGAAGAAGGCGAAUGUGUAUGGGGCUUGUUAUGGUUUCGCCCAGUGUGUGAUCUUCUUGACAAAUGGUGCGUCCUUCAGGUUUGGAGGUUACCUGGUGGAACAAGAAGGGCUCCAUUUCAGCUUUGUAUUCAGGGUGAUCUCUGCAAUCGUCACCAGCGGCACAGCUUUAGGCAGAGCCUCCUCUUACACUCCGGAUUAUGCCAAGGCCAAGAUAUCAGCGGCGCGUUUCUUCCAGCUGCUGGACCGUGUGCCUUCAAUCAGUGUCUACAGCAACAUGGGAGAAAAAUGGGAUAACUUUCAAGGGAACCUAGAGUUCAUUGACUGCAAGUUUACUUAUCCCACUAGGCCCGACAUCCAGGUACUGAAUGGCUUAAAUGCUUCGGUGAAGCCUGGACAAACAUUGGCCUUUGUAGGCAGCAGCGGCUGCGGGAAGAGCACCAGCGUGCAGCUGCUGGAGAGGUUCUACGAUCCUGAUCACGGCAAAGUGCUGAUUGAUGGCCAUGAAUCAUCUCGCAUCAACGUGCCUUUCCUGCGUUCCAAGAUUGGCAUUGUUUCCCAAGAGCCCAUUCUGUUUGACUGCAGCAUUGCAGAGAACAUCAAGUAUGGUGACAACUCGCGGGAAAUCAGCAUGAACGAAGUCAUCUUGGCAGCCAAGAAGGCCCAGCUUCACGACUUUGUUAUGUCUCUCCCGGAGAGCUAUGACACCAACGUGGGCUCUCAGGGUUCUCAGCUGUCUCGUGGUCAGAAACAGCGCAUCGCCAUCGCCAGGGCAAUCAUACGUGACCCCAAGAUCCUUCUCCUGGAUGAGGCCACAUCUGCCUUGGACACGGAGAGCGAGAAGACUGUGCAAGAGGCCCUGGACAAAGCCAGAGCAGGGCGGACGUGCAUCGUUAUUGCUCAUCGCCUCUCCACCAUUCAGAACUCUGAAAUCAUCGCCGUCAUGUCCAGGGGUUUCGUGAUCGAGAAGGGGACGCAUGACCAGCUCAUGGCCCAGAAGGGAGCCUACUACAAGCUGGUUACGACGGGAGCACCGAUUAGCUAACUGGUCACAGACACGGCCAGAGGUGCUCUUUUGGGGAUUAGGACUGUAAGCGUGCGUAAUUUGAGGGGAAUAAACCAAUUAACUGUUGUGGUAUUUAUUUUUGAUGAUGGUAUCCUGAGAAGAAGCUGGGGAUUUCAUGAAAGGAAAAUCAAGAGAUGUGAUGCUUUAAAAUAGCUGCUCAGGUUUCUGUGUCUUAGCUCUAAAAACUGCAAUAAUUCGCCGAAAUCUACUGUGCUAAAUUAGUUGAUAGCAGUACUGGAGCAAAUUAAGUUUUUUACACAAGAACUUGUAUUUAAUUAAAAUUUUGAUUUACUUCAUGCUUUGUAAACUCAAUGAUUCAUUAGUAAUGGAAGAAGAUAUCGCUUCUUUUACAUGUUAGUAUGCGUCAGUGUACCCUUCAGAGCCUGAUUUAUGUUUUUGUUUCAUAAACAGCAGGUUUUUGUUCUUCUCUAUAAUUUACCUUCACAGAUUUAUUGAGCUUCUAAUGUGAGAAAGCUCUGUCAGCAGGUACCAAAAAGUGUGAACUGAUCAUCAGCUCUAAGUUUAGCAGGAAAAUUAGCAUCCACAUUUGAGGAAGCUGUCUGUUAACCAGAAUGGUUCAAUUUAAUGACAUGAAACUAGAUAUUUUUUUCAUUUAUGUAUUUGUUUGACUUACUUCAAUAAAGCUGCUGUUGUCUUUCA
This is a messenger RNA of Girardinichthys multiradiatus, 4962 nucleotides long. RefSeq names its product bile salt export pump-like. Gene Ontology annotation, cellular component: membrane. Gene Ontology annotation, molecular function: ABC-type transporter activity; ATP hydrolysis activity; ATP binding. NCBI's taxonomy places the organism in Eukaryota, Metazoa, Chordata, Actinopteri, Cyprinodontiformes, Goodeidae. Gene Ontology annotation, biological process: transmembrane transport. Bases 184 to 4281 code for a protein of 1365 amino acids. The record is from RefSeq and is a predicted model, not a curated record. The transcript has 28 exons.